Thlaspi arvense is the source of this 2214-nucleotide messenger RNA. NCBI's taxonomy places the organism in Eukaryota, Viridiplantae, Streptophyta, Magnoliopsida, Brassicales, Brassicaceae. The record is from the annotation of a GenBank genome assembly.
AUGGAGUUCAACAAGCAGCAAGAACUUGUAACCGAGUCGUCUAUGGAAAAAACGGAUCCUCUCUGCGUUUCUCAAUUGAAAAUAUCAUCUUCUUCUCCUCCUCCUCCUUCUCUCGAGUCUCCAGGUUCGCCAUUGCCACAGGCGAAGAUGUCAGGGGAUUUGCUAAAGAGCCAUAGGCAUUCCGUUUGUGCAAGUGACGACCUUUCCUCAAAAGGUACAGCCUUUUUUGCCAAUUCUAUUGGUAUACUUUAUGUUUCUUCUGAGAUGGUUUUAGAUAAAUUUCUUAUUGAUGCAGUGGAAGGGAGUGAAGAAACUUGGGAUGACCCCACUGACCCAAAUUAUGACACCAUUGAGGGGAAUGGACAUUCAGAUUCAGCGAGCGUCGAUGCAGAUUUAAUCGAGUACAAAAAACGGGCCACGAUCAUUGUGGAGGAGUACUUUAGCACCAACGAUGUUGUAUCCGUUGCUAACGAGCUAAAGGAGCUUGGAAUGGCUGAGUACCGUUACUAUUUCGUCAAGAAGCUAGUCUCCAUGGCCAUGGACAGACACGACAAGGAGAAAGAAAUGGCCGCUUUUCUGCUGUCCACGCUUUACGCCGAUGUCAUUGACCCUCCCGAAGUUUACAGAGGCUUCAACAAGCUGGUGGCCUCUGCCGAUGAUCUGUCCGUGGACAUUCCGGACGCGGUCGACGUUCUCGCCGUGUUUGUGGCUCGAGCCAUCGUCGACGACAUUCUCCCUCCGGCGUUUCUGAAGAAACAGAUGAACUUGCUUCCAGGGGACUCGAAAGGCGUGGAGGUGUUGAGAAAGGCUGAGAAGAGCUAUCUAGCGACUCCGCUUCACGCGGAGGUCGUUGAGAAGAGGUGGGGAGGGACUGAUAACUGGACAGCCGAGGAUGUGAAGGCGAGGAUCAACGAGUUGCUGAAAGAGUAUGUCAUGAGCGGAGACAAGAAGGAGGCCUUUAGGUGCAUCAAGGGGCUGAAAGUUCCCUACUUUCACCACGAGAUUGUCAAGCGGGCGCUGAUCAUGGCGAUGGAGAGGCAGAAGGCGCAAGUGAGGCUGCUGGAUUUGUUGAAAGAAGCGAUUGAGGUUGGUCUCAUAAACUCCACUCAGGUGUCAAAAGGGUUUAGCAGGAUCAUCGACUCGAUUGAGGAUCUGUCUCUCGACAUUCCGGACGCACGCCGUACGUUGCAGUCUUUCAUCUCGAAAGCGGCUUCUGAAGGAUGGCUUUGCGCCUCUUCUCUGAAGUCGCUCUCCGCCGCUGAUCCAGGGGAGAAGUUGCUCGAGAACUCCAGCGCCGGUGUGUUUAAAGACAAGGCUAAGUCGAUCGUCCGAGAGUAUUUCCUCUCAGGGGACACUUCGGAGGUCGUGCAUUGUCUAGAGACCGAGCCGAGUGCGUCGUCGAGCCAGCUUCGUGCAAUCUUUGUCAAGUAUCUGAUAACUCUAGCGAUGGAUAGGAAGAAGAGGGAGAGGGAGAUGGCUUGUGUUCUUGUCUCGUCUCUUGGGUUCCCUCCCAAGGAUGUCAGAAACGCCUUCUCGAUGCUCAUUGAGUCUGCAGACGACACUGCUCUAGACAACCCGGUGGUGGUUGAAGACCUUGCCAUGUUCUUGGCGAGAGCUGUGGUCGACGAGGUGUUGGCUCCACGGGACUUGGAAGAGCUGUUAAGCCAGACUCCCGAGCCAGGCUCCUCGACCGUUGGGGAGAAAGUGAUUCAGAUGGCGAAAACAUUGCUCAAGGCACGUCUCUCGGGCGAGAGGAUCUUACGUUGCUGGGGAGGAGGAGGGGUUGAAACAAACUCGCCUGGAUCCACGGUGAGCGAAGUGAAAGAGAAGAUCCAGGUUCUCUUGGAAGAGUACGUCUCUGGUGGAGACCUGAGAGAAGCUUGCAGGUGCGUGAAGGAGCUGGGGAUGCCGUUUUUCCACCACGAGGUUGUGAAGAAGUCAGUGGUGAGGAUCAUUGAGGAGAAGGAGAAGGAAGAGAGGCUAUGGAAGCUGCUAAAAGUGUGUUUUGAUUCGGGGCUGGUGACGAUUUAUCAGAUGACAAAAGGGUUUAAAAGAGUCAGUGAGUCGCUUGAGGACCUGUCUUUGGAUGUCCCUGACGCUGCGGAAAAGUUUGGUAGCUGCGUCGAAAGAGCCAAGCUUGAAGGGUUCUUGGACGAAUCGUUUGCCUUGGAGGAGACACAAGGUCAGAAAGAGAACGGCUCGCCUUCGUCUUGA